CAGGCCCAAAAACCAAUCAUCCAUUCCCUCCUCAGCUUCUCCAUUGCUGAUGAGCUGCUCACUGCUCCCUAGCUACAGAGUUUUGAUCCUACUUUUUGAGUCUCAGAAAUAAAAAUACAAUAAAACGUUUUGCGAUCGCAGUUGAAUUUCUUUCGACAAUCGUGCAUUUCCGUCUUCGUAUAAAAUUGUUGAGAGCUGGAAUUCAUCGGACAAUUUGAAGAAGACGAACGAAAAAGAAGGUGACUUGAACAGCGCAGGUGCCGAGAGGGCGAGCUUGGCACAGCGGAAAGGUUGCUCCUUUGUGACAGGCUCGAGUCGUGGAAAUAGCCUCUUUGCAAAGCAAAGAUGGAGGAGUUGUUAAAGAACCAGAUAUUUGCAAUCCAUGCACUUUCUGGUGUAGGUUCAGUGGCAUUAGGCACAGCCCUUACUUACCCUCUUGAUACAAUCAAAACCCUUAUUCAGGUUGGUUCAGGUUCUAGUAAGCAAUUGACAACUACUCAGGUUUUAAAGAGAGUUGGAUAUUUUUCAGGAAAUUCAGGUUUGUACAACGGUUUUCUAUGGUUAGCAGCGGGAAGAACUUUGGGGUUGGGAGCUCGUUUUGGAACCUAUGAAAUUUUGACUGCCUUCUAUAAAGAUGGUCGAGAAGAUAACUAUGUCUACGUCUCUGAGGCCCUCCUGGCGGGACUUGUUUCUGGUGUUGUAGAAUCACUAAUAAGCUCCCCAUUUGAACUUAUAAAACUUCGUGCCCAGGUGACCUCUGCUUCUCGCAUUCCAAACUCGGCCUCUCUCAUUCCAAACUCGGCCUCUCUCCCAGGAAAGGAAGCUGUUGCACCUUUGAUUCAAAGAUUGCUACGUGGGUGUAGUCCGGACAUGAAGGCAUUAAAUUCUUCUGUUGCCCUUUUAUCCACCCUAACAACCAAGCAUCCUAAUAUGACGAGUGCUUUACAAGAGUACCCAUGGAUGAUGACAGGAUCUGGGAAACCACCCUCAGUGUUCAGUGUCAGGAAACCAUCUGAAAUCAUCUCUUUGGAAGGAUGGGGUGCAUUAUGGAGAGGUCUACGGCCAGGAGUUGUUCGGGAUUCAGUUUUUGGUGGCAUAUUCUUUUCUACUUGGCAAUCUCUACACCGAGCAAUGCUUGACUGGAAGGCAGUGGGGAUGGAUCCUGAACCCAGGUCGGAUGAUGAAAUCGGUCCACUUUCUCCUUUGGCUAUUAGUAUUGCGGCAGGAAUUUCUGGUUCUGUUGCUGCGGCUGCUUCUCAUUGUUUUGACACUGCCAAAUCUCGAUCAGAAUGUACUGUGCUGCCCAAGUAUGUCUCAAUGGAGAGGAAGCUUCUGAAAUGGGGAAGACCAGGGAAUGGGUUUGAGAGAGUUACAGGGAUCCACCCUUCAGACAGGAAUCUCCUGUUCCGCGGCCUUGGGUUACGGAUGGCUCGCAGCGGGAUCGCAUCAUUCGUCAUGGUCGGAAGCUAUUUCUUGGCUGUGGAUCGUCUUGUUUGAAGAGCAAAUUAACAGGUAGAGAAGGCUUAGUUGAACACAUUGAGAAAAAGAAAGAACUGGAUUUAUACGUGUAUAAGUUAGCUGCUUUGUUAUCUCAUUGAAACUGGACAUCCACAUAAAGCCGAAGGCAUUGAUAAAAGUUAACUUCCUUGGGUUGUA
Molecule: messenger RNA, 1656 nt
Organism: Pyrus x bretschneideri (Chinese white pear)
Lineage: Eukaryota; Viridiplantae; Streptophyta; Magnoliopsida; Rosales; Rosaceae
Product: mitochondrial tricarboxylate transporter 1-like
Exons: 8
Coding region: 346-1497 (383 amino acids)
Biological process (GO): transport
Molecular function (GO): transmembrane transporter activity
Source: RefSeq, a predicted model, not a curated record